This is a messenger RNA of Hydra vulgaris (swiftwater hydra), 1427 nucleotides long. RefSeq names its product monoacylglycerol lipase ABHD2. Gene Ontology annotation, cellular component: sperm flagellum; sperm plasma membrane. Lineage: Eukaryota; Metazoa; Cnidaria; Hydrozoa; Anthoathecata; Hydridae. Gene Ontology annotation, molecular function: acetylesterase activity; monoacylglycerol lipase activity. The record is from RefSeq and is a predicted model, not a curated record. Gene Ontology annotation, biological process: steroid hormone receptor signaling pathway; acylglycerol catabolic process; sperm capacitation.
UUAAGUUCAAAAUUUGUCAUUUAGCAACAAAAAAGAAAUAUUAUUAAAAGUUAUGUUAGUAUUCAUUUGUGUUUUUGUUAUAAUAAUUAUUAUUAUUCAAAUAUUGUGGAAUGCAAAGACUUCUCCAAAAACAGAAAUUUAUCAUUCAGGUGAAAGCAAUAUUAUUAAAAAAAUAAUUGACGGCUGUAGUAUUAUUCAUGAAAGUUAUGUACCUAUUCAUAUUUGGGGAAAAUCUGGGCAUUUGCAAAGUAUUUUUUUCUCAGCAAUCGGUCGAUUUGGCAAAACUCCAAAAUAUGAAAGUCAUCGUUAUAAACUUGGUGGUGAUGAUGGUUCUUUGGUAUCUUAUGAUUUGUUCACCACAAAAGUUCACAAAAAUUCAGUGACCAUUGUAGUUGUUCCUGGUAUAUGUAAUCAUUCAGAGAAUAAGUACAUUAAAGUUUUUGCUCAACAUAUGAAUCAACAUGGAUACAAAGUGGCUGUAUUAAAUCACACUGGUGCAUUGAAAAAUGUUCCACUUACAAGACCAAGGAUUUUUACAUAUGGUUAUACAGAUGAUUUAGACUUAGUUGUUAGUGACUUAAUUGUAAAAAAUCCUGGCGAGAAACUUAUAGGAAUUGGGUUCUCACUCGGUGCUAAUGUUUUGAUGAAAUAUUUGGGAGAGAAACCUGAACGACAAUUAAAUUUUUUGUUUGCUGCUUCAUUGUGUCAGGGUUAUAAUUUGCCAGAAUGCAUAACAGUGAUGAGCGAAUGGGAUAAUCUGCGAAGGUUGUACUACUUUGGUCUCACGCGUAACAUGCUAAAGGUCAUUAGUUACCAUAAAGACAAGUUUGAAAGUCACAGCAUAAAAAAUAAUAUCCCACUUGAUUGGAAACGCAUUUCCUCAGCCAAAGCACUUCAUGAGCUUGAUCAUCAUUUUACUGCAAAGGUUUAUGGUGAUAUUUCUGAUAUGGCAGCAUUUUAUAGAAGCAACAGUUCAAGUACCUAUAUGAAAAAUAUUUUUAUACCAACUUUGGUGUUAAAUGCAAAAGAUGACCCAUUAAUUCCAGAAUCUCUUUUUAAGUACCCAAGAAGUCUUUGUGAUACAAAUCCGAAUGUUGUGUUUGUUGUAACUCCUUAUGGUGGCCAUCUUGGAUUUUUUGAAGGUGGUUAUAUUAUACCAAAUCGUUUGUCUUGGCUGGAUCGAAUGUUGCUGGAGUUUACAAACGUAGCUCUAGAUGUUGUUAUUAAAAACGAUGUUUUAGAACCGAAAGAAGUUGUGUUUGAAUGCUGAUCUCCCAUAUAUACUGCAUAGUUUAUAUUAGAAUUCUGAAAUAUUGACAAAGUAAAUAUUUAGUAGAGCCAAGUUUUUUUUUAUGAAUCUGUAUAGUUUAAUAAGGUUUUAUAAUUUUUGUAGAAUAUUAGCUAAAUUGUUUGGUUAUGCACACUUA